ACGGGACACGGAGGUGGACAUCGUGUUCAUGUUUGAGGAAGGACUCGCCUUUAUCCAAGUAACCAGUGAAAAUACGACGUAACUGCAGUCCCAGUGUUUCGCCAGCUUACAGUGUUUGUUUUUGGAGCGGCUGUUAUCCAGUAUUUUCUCUUCAGACUGGGACAUAUGCUGACCUUUUGGAUUAUAUUCAGCUUUGAGGACUACUGCUGGACAGUUGGAUCAAAUUUUCCAAGCAAUUAAUUGUUCCUCAUGAGGAAAGAUGGGGAAUGGACUGUCAGAACAACCUAGCCUCCUCUCAAGCAUCCCUUUCUUGCAGUCUUUUCACAUCGCUAUUCUUGGACUGGACUCUGCGGGAAAGACCACAGUCUUGUACAGGUUGCAGUUCAACGAGUUUGUGAACACGGUGCCCACCAAAGGUUUCAAUGCAGAGAAAGUCAAAGUGUCAUUAAGUGGACACAGGAUGGUGACAUUCCACUUCUGGGAUGUUGGUGGCCAGGAGAAACUACGCCCACUGUGGAAGUCUUACACACGAUGCACUGAUGGCAUCAUCUUUGUGGUGGACUCUGUAGAUGCUGAACGUAUGGAAGAAGCCAAGACUGAGCUCCAUAAAAUUGCCAAGACUUCUGAGAACCAGGGAGUUCCCCUUCUGGUUGUGGCCAACAAACAAGACUUGAGACAUUCUUUGGGACUGGCUGAAAUUGAGAAAUUACUGACGUUAAAAGAACUGGGUCCAGCAACCCCCUGGCACCUGCAGCCAGCAUGUGCCAUCAUAGGAGAUGGACUCAGGGAGGGCCUGGAGAGACUCCAUGACAUGAUUCUGAAAAGGAGAAGAGUGCUCCGCCAGCAAAAGAAAAAGAGAUAAAUUUGUUACAAGAAAGUCUGGUUAGUUGUUUUAUGUGAAGGAAAUGUAAACCAUGUUUUACCUGGAUGGAUGCAAUUGUCCACUGCUGGCCUAGAUUCCAUAUGGUGAGCUCCACCAGUCAAACAUUAAGCUUAGGAUAACCAGCCUUGGUCUUGUGGUGUUGAUCAGAAAGUGAUGUAAAGGGAAACUGCAUGAAGAUGAGAAAGUUAGAGAUAAGUGUGGAUAUACAGAGCUUAUUUGGUUCAAAUGUUCCUGAAGGUGUGCGGAAUGGAAGGGUGAUAAGUAGCUUUGAAGAUUGCAUAUGAUUCGUGAAUGGAUAAAGGCUGGAUUUAAAUAAUGUCACCAAAAAUAAUUUAAGAUUAUGACUAGUUUAAGGAUCAGUACAUAAAUGAGUGUCCAUUGUUUUAUUAAUGGAGCAGUUAAAUGUAAAUAUUCCCUGUUUAUAUGUUGAAAUGUUAUGACACUGGACUUUCUUUAAGAAAAGUAUUAUGCAUUAUCACAUUAUUAUUAGUGAUUGUUUGCUGUCUUCUAUCUCAACUUUAUUUUUCAUAAGCACUUUAGAUGAUCACUUCUUACAGAGUUUACAGUUUUUUUUUUGUUUUUUUUUUAAACUAGAGAUUGGCUACAUGAAGUAGACACCACUGUAGCUGGCAACAUUGUUGUUGGCCACAUUAUCAUUAGGCAGAUUAUGCUUCAUCUUUUGCUCAAUAAAACAUUUAGAGCAAUGCU
This is a messenger RNA of Thalassophryne amazonica, 1591 nucleotides long. It is a transcript of the gene arl4aa, whose product is annotated as ADP-ribosylation factor-like 4aa. The record is from RefSeq and is a predicted model, not a curated record. The coding region runs from base 260 to 862 and encodes 200 amino acids. Gene Ontology annotation, molecular function: GTPase activity; GTP binding. Lineage: Eukaryota; Metazoa; Chordata; Actinopteri; Batrachoidiformes; Batrachoididae. Gene Ontology annotation, cellular component: cytoplasm. The transcript is spliced from 2 exons. Gene Ontology annotation, biological process: vesicle-mediated transport; intracellular protein transport.